GACUAACAAUUAUAAGCUACAAGUUCUAUGUUUGUUUGUGUUAACUAUUUGCGUCGUUAUAAACGAUGUAAAAUGUAACCUAACGCGAAAAGAAUGCCGCAAACAGAUUUAUAUUACCAACCAUUUGAUUUCGAUAUUGUUUGGCGAUCAAAAUGCCAAACUGGUUAAACAACUUGUAUUGAAACAUGGUUACGAUGGAGCUGCUGCAUUAUUUUAUCCGCCAGAUGAUAAGUUGUUGAAAGGCCAAAAAGCAAACGGUCCGGUAUAUACUAAAAUAUACGAAAAUGAACAGAUAAUUCAAAGGGAAAUAAGUGCAAUCCUAGGUAAUCCGGUUUUUGAUGGAAUGGAUUCAAACGAUCUGGUAUUUAAUACAAUAUUCAACAAUGAAGUGAGAUUGGAAAAACCCCUAGGGUUAGACCGACCCGGAUCAUCAUUGGUCACAGGUUCCUAUAACACAGCUGUGAUGAAGAGAAGAAAUCUUAUAAACUCAGCAAUCUUCUAUACGCUCAAUGACAGUAUGAAAAACGUCCAAAUGUGCGUGAAUGGCGAAAGCAUGAAAUGUGCAUUGAUCACGUUAAUCGAGGGUACACCGUAUUAUCAGUUCAAACAUAAAUAUCGAUGUGCACAUAAAGUUUAUUGCAUUAUAACUUUAACUGUGGCCGAGAAUAGUUGGGUAAAUAACGAAAAUAUACAAUGGACUGAAACACUGACAAAGACAUUUCGAGAUCAAUCAUUUGACGUUGUACGAAACUGUUAUAAAAUAUUUUUCGAAAACCCAGAAACUCACAUAUUCACGGAGUGGACACACAGCAAAGAAAAUAUAGUAGAAUCAUUUGUUUCAGACGGAGAGUAAAAAUUUCA
Molecule: messenger RNA, 861 nt
Organism: Adelges cooleyi (spruce gall adelgid)
Lineage: Eukaryota; Metazoa; Arthropoda; Insecta; Hemiptera; Adelgidae
Exons: 12
Coding region: 344-853 (169 amino acids)
Source: RefSeq, a predicted model, not a curated record